Trichoplax adhaerens is the source of this 1299-nucleotide messenger RNA. RefSeq lists its product as uncharacterized. The transcript is spliced from 10 exons. The coding region runs from base 1 to 1299 and encodes 432 amino acids. Gene Ontology annotation, molecular function: protein binding. NCBI's taxonomy places the organism in Eukaryota, Metazoa, Placozoa, Uniplacotomia, Trichoplacea, Trichoplacidae. The record is from RefSeq and is a predicted model, not a curated record.
AUGGCGAUAAUGCUUCGUUGUUACUUUUCUCCGGUUGGCAGACGGUGCCUAACAAACUUUGCUUUGACUCAUUGCAGGCAGUAUAGUGCUAUGCAGAUCGAUCGUAAUGUGUUGUCGUCCGGUUGGAUUCGUCGAUCAAAAUAUUUAUAUUCUUAUUAUGCUUGUAACUCUUUCACACUAGUAACGUCUAUGAAAGAUGCAAUACAGAUAAGAUGCAGCAAUGUACAAGUCCUAUCCAGACUAUAUUCUGAUCAACAAUCUUCACCUGAUUCAAAACGGAAGAAAUUUCUCUCAGUGGAACAGGUAGAUAUCGCAAGACUUGUUAAGAAAAAUUUACGGAAGAAAGAAAAACGAGACGAAGAAUUAAUAAAAAAGCAAUUAAGUAUUUUAGAGAUUGCAUUCUCAGUAGCUGAUGGUGAGAUUGGUGCAACUUACCUUGACCAGGACGCCAUAAAAGUCAGUCCGGAAGAGUUGGUAGAGCUUGCAAUUUUAACCUACGAAACAGAAACUGAAGAGCUUUCUAUUUCAGUCGGAGAAGAGUCUAUCAAGGUUGCUGCUCAACUCCUUCGAUCAGCUGCAAUGAGGGGUAACAUUCAAGCGAAAUAUAGCUAUGCUCAGUUAUUGAGAACAGGACAAGGUAUUGCUGCAGAUUUACCAGAAGCAGCUGCAAUGAUGACUGAACUAUCUUCAAAGGGUCAUCCAUAUGCACAGUAUGCGCUUGCAGGAAUGUAUCUCAAGGGUAACGGUGUAAAGCAAGACUAUGACAUUGCUCAUGAUUUAUAUAAUACUAGUAAAAUGAAUGGAAUCGCAGCAGCAGGCACAAUGCUCGGUCACAUAUACCGACAGGGCCUGGGUGUAGAUCAGGAUCUACCGAAAUCUAUCAGUUAUUAUAAGGAAGCAGCGCAGAGACAUGAUGUUGAUGCCCACAUAUCAUUAGCUUAUUGUUAUUCACAUGGAUUAGGAGUAGAUCAAUCUCACGAACAUGCAUUCAAACACUAUGAAAUUGCAGCUUCACAAGGAAACGUCAUGGCACUAUAUAAUGUUGGAACUCACUAUUUUUCUGGAAAUGGUGUCACAGCAGACUUCAAAAUGGCUGCCGAAUAUUUUACUGCAGCAGCAGAGCAGGGCUUUCCAUAUGCACAGGUUAAUCUGGCCAAUAUGUACUAUAAUGGCAUCGGUGUAAAUAAGGACAUCAGAAAAGCAAAGGAAUGGUAUGGCAAAGCUGCAACUAGGAAUGACAAUGCUAGGCAACUAUACGAACAAGUCUGUAAUGAAAUCGAUAAUCAAGAUAAUCAGUAA